Zymoseptoria tritici IPO323 is the source of this 1407-nucleotide messenger RNA. RefSeq lists its product as uncharacterized. The transcript has 3 exons. The record is from RefSeq and is a predicted model, not a curated record. Lineage: Eukaryota; Fungi; Ascomycota; Dothideomycetes; Mycosphaerellales; Mycosphaerellaceae. Bases 1 to 1407 code for a protein of 468 amino acids.
AUGGCCGAAUCCGUCCCCAUCUCAAAAGCUGCGUCGAUUACCGAGGUGUCGCUUCCAACAAGCGAGCCGGGCCCGAUCAAGCGGACAUGGUACAAAACGACCCUCUUCAAUGCUUUCGUGAUCGGUGGGGUAGGAUUUCUUGCUCCCGGCCUUUGGAACGCCAUGAACAGUCUGGGUGCAGGCGGCGCACAAUCACCAUACCUGGUCAACGCCGCCAACGCUCUAGUGUUUGGACUGAUGGGAUUCCUUUGUCUCUUUGGCGGACCUGUGGCGAAUCGUAUCGGACUCUCUUGGACACUCUUCAUCGGAGCAAUCGGGUACCCCAUCUACAGUGCUGGCCUGUACUGCAACAAUCGAUUUGGCAACGAAUGGCUGGUCUUGGUCGGAGCAGCGACUUGCGGCAUCUCCGCCGGCCUCUUCUGGGCGAGUGAAGGGACCGUCGCACUCGGAUAUCCGGAGCCAAGCAAACGUGGGAGAUACAUGAACAUCUGGUUGUGGUUCCGCACGAGUGGGCCGCUUCUGGGAGGUAUCAUCGUACUGGCACUGAACAACGAUGCCGAGGCCAAGAAGAAGGGAAAGGUCGGGUAUCAGACGUAUUUGGUAUUCACUGCUCUGCAGUGUCUGGCGGCACCCAUAGCUCUGCUUCUCACGCCGCCAGAGAAAGUUCAGCGUGCAGACGGCAGCAAAGUGAUCGUGCGCGCAGAGAAAAGCUUCAAAGCGGAAUUUGUGGCGCUCAAGAAUGUCUGCAUGCGAAAGAACAUCCUCCUUCUGCUACCGAUCUUCUGGGCUGCGUACUUCAAUCAGUACAACGGCAACUUCACCGUGUACUAUUUCGGUGUGCGCGCCAGAGCCUUGAUCGGGCUGACCAGCUACCUCGGUGCUCUGGUUUCCUCGCAAAUCAUUUCGACCCUUCUGGACUACAAAGGCUUGUCGGUGAAGCGAAGGAUCGAGUACGGUUUCUUCUACGUCGUCUUCCUUCAUGUUGUGGCAUGGACUUAUGCCUGGGUCGUUCAAGAGCAGUUCACUCGUACCGAGCCUGUCUACGACUGGGCCGAUGCCGGCUUUGUCAAAGGCUUCUUCGUUGUGAUCUUGUGGCAAUUCAGCCAACAAGCUUUGCAAAACUGGCUAUACUAUCUGCUCUCGACUAGCACUGACAAUAUCUCCGAGAUGGCUCGCUUCUCUGGCAUCCUGAGAGGUCAAGAAAGCUUUGCGCAGGCAAUCUCAUACGGUAUCAACACCCAGAACUGGAAAGGAGGCCGGGUCCCAAUGGGAAUCAACACCGGAUUGCUCGUGCUCGCGGUCGUUCCCACUUGGCUAGUCGUGCGAGAUCACGUCCCGCAGGUAGGAGACAAGCACGCCGCAUUGGACGAGGAACUUGUGGCAGCAUCCGAGAACAGCGUCAAGUAG